UAGCGCGAGAACGCGCAGGGCGGCGCGGGUCCGGGUAUGAAGCUGGGCCGGGCGGCACUGGGCCUGCUGCUGCUGGCGCCGUUGGCGGUGCGGGCGGUGGAACCCAUCAGCCUGGGACUGGCCCUGGCUGGCGUCCUCACCGGCUACAUCUACCCGCGUCUCUACUGCCUCUUCACGGAGUGCUGCGGCCAGAAGCGGAGUCUCAGCCGGGAGGCGCUGCAGAAGGAUCUGGACAGCAAGCUCUUUGGACAGCAUCUUGCAAAGAAAGUCAUCUUAAAUGCUGUGUUCGGCUUCAUAAGCAACCCGAAGCCGAAGAAACCUCUCACCCUCUCUCUGCACGGGUGGACAGGCACGGGCAAGAAUUUUGUCAGCAAGAUCAUCGCGGAGAAUAUUUACGAGGGUGGUCUGAACAGUGACUAUGUCCAUCUGUUCGUGGCCACGUUGCACUUUCCACAUGCCUCCAACAUCACCCUGUAUAAGGACCAGUUACAGUUGUGGAUCCGCGGCAACGUGAGCGCCUGUGCGAGGUCCAUCUUCAUAUUCGAUGAGAUGGACAAGAUGCACGCCGGCCUCAUAGAUGCCAUCAAGCCCUUCCUAGACUAUUACGACCACGUGGAUGGGGUCUCCUACCAGAAAGCCAUCUUCAUAUUUCUCAGCAAUGCCGGAGCAGAAAGGAUCACAGAUGUGGCUUUAGAUUUCUGGAGAAAUGGGAAGCAGAGGGAGGAGAUCAAGCUCAAAGACAUGGAGCCAGCCUUGUCCGUGUCGGCCUUCAAUAACAAGAACAUAACCUCGUGGGGUAGAAACUGUCAUCGUUUCUACGAUGGAGGACAUGGAGGCUCAAGGGGAGCUGCUUGCCCAAGGCCACCCAGCCUGUUCGGUGUCCCUGGUCCCAGAGCCUGAGCUUUUAACUGCCCAGCUCAUGGGUUUUCCAGUGAACUCAGAUCAGACACCUUUGACCUUGAACCCAUGGCGGUGGGAACUCCCCAUGACGCAGAAUGACUCAACAGGUAACCUGGGAGCCAUGUGGGCUGACUGUUACCAUUUAAAUCUGCUCCAUUCAGGUUUCUUCUUGGGCUUAGAAAACAAAUGUUCUCCUUUGAUACAGGAAUUCAUCCUCCUGCAGAGAUACGUGAAACAGUAUGGGGUGUUGUAUAUCCGUUUGUGUAGCCGGACUAUUACUGAUGAAAGCCAGGAUAUUUUGUAAUCGGUUAGAUGGUUCCUUGGCACGCCAAACAGUAUGAACACAUGCACUGGAAACCAUAGCCUAAAUGCUUCAGCAAGGUGAGGCUUGUUGCCUAGAACCCAUGUUCUGGGAGGUUCCACAGGGUUCCAGAGUAUAAGCUUCAGAAUCAGGUGGACCUGGCUCAGCCAUUGACUGACUGCGGCCUCGGCAGUUCAUUCAUUCAUUCAUUCAUUCAUUCACUCAUUCCACAAGUGUUUACUGAGCACCUACUAGGUGGCAGGCACUGGUCCAAAAACUGGGGACAUAGCAGUGAACAAAAGCAAAUCCUUAUCCUCAUGGAGUUUACAUCUUAUUGAUAAUAAAUAAGUAAGGAAAUGGGUCCGUUGAUGGAUAUCUGUAUCUACGUAGAGGUGUAGAGGUCUAUCUUCCUGUCCGGUAGGUAAAAAGGCAGUCAAUUCGAGGGUUUGGGGGUGCUGGAGUGAGGAUGGGCUGCAGUUUUAUAUAGAGUGAUCAGGGAUGGCUCACUGCGAGGGUAACAUUUGAGCUGAUCCGAGGACUGAGGGAGUGAGCCAUGUGGAUACCACAGGGAAUAGCAUUCCGUCAGGGAACAGCACAUGCAGGAGCAUUGAGGGGGGGUUGCCUAGGGUCACUGUGGCGCCGAGGAACAAAGGAGAAAGGGGUUGGGUAAGAGGCAAGACUUAUACUGGGGGUGCUGGUCAUGGAAGGCCUAGAGGGCCAUAGGGAAGCUUUGGGUUUAACUUCAAAUGGAGGACGGAGCCCCUGGAGUGUUUUGAGCAAACAGUGACAUGACCGGACUUGGUUUUAACAGGACGACGCUGGCUGCUGGGGGUGGGUGGGGACUAGACUGAAGGCAGCAGGGGCAGGGACACAGGCAGGAGCUGUGCAGCAGCCUAGCCUACAGAUGCUGGUGGCCCAGCCCCCCAUGCUAGUCGUGGGACCGGGUGACACGGUGGGAUGAGGAUGCAUUUUGAAGGGAGAAAUCUACAGAAGGUAGGAUAAGAUCUCCUAGAGGAUCGGCGUGGGAAUGAGAGAGGACCAAUUCAGCGGUCUGGCUUGAGCUGCAGAAGGGCGGUACUGCCAUCUCGGGGGACAGACGGCGGAGUUGCGAGUUGGUGGGGCUGGGUGAGAGAUGGAGGCAGGCGUGGACAGUGGGCGAGGCACCCCUGUAGAGAUGCGGGGCAGAUGGCUGGCCGUUCAGUGGGCUUCUGGUGGGGCGCUUGGGCUGAGGGUACAAACUGGGGAGUGGUCCAUAGAUGGUUUUUCCAGAGACUGUCUGAGAUCAUUGUUUCGCCUAACACUCUCCCUGUGGUCGGGUUCUUGUCGUGCUGGCGCUGCCCAGAGGUCACCUCCUGAGCCAGGCCGCGUCUGCCCACUCUGGCCAAGGAGCCUCUCCUCCUUGGCCACUCACCCCAUCUCAGUGCUCACAGCCCCGGGCACUAUCUGAAAUUACCUGUGUGCUGGCUUGUCGGGCUGUGACCCCCUGAGGCCAGCGUCCACACCUGCUGGCUCCAUGCUCUCUCCCCAGGGCCUGGGGCUUGCCCGACACAGAGCAGACCUUCAGGAAACAGGCUAUCCCCCUUGUUACUGCUUGGCCAUUAGUUUUGUUCUUCCCCGCAGCCACGGCCAGACUCCACCCCAUCCAGGCAGUGAGGUCUUUACUGAGCACCAGUUAUGUGCAAAGCACUGCUGGGAAAGGAAAGCGGACGCUCCCGUUAGGAUUUCUAAAGAGAACUAUGUAUUCGCUCUUUGUCCCCGUUUCUGGCACAGAUCUAAAACACUCAGGAUUUCCUAAGUGACAAGAGCCACAAAGGUGUCUUGAUAUUCAUAACAAACCCGUUAACCACACCUGAGUUUGUGUUAAUAAGGGGCCUUUGGAGAAUCAUCUAAAGGGCAUAGUCUGGUUUCCAGGGGAACCAACCAGGUGAUGGGAGGGUUGGAACUUUCAGUCCCAUCCCCUGACUGCCGGGGAGAGGACGGGGGCUGGAGGUGGAAUCAGUCGCCAGUGGCCAGUGAUUUGAUCAGUCACGCCUAUGGAACGAAACUCCCGUAAGAACCCAGAAGGAUGGAGUUCAGAGAGCUUCCAGGUUGAACACAUGGAGCGUGGGGAGAGUGGUCCUCUGGGAGGGGGCCUGGAAGUGUCACGUCCUUCCUGCAUUCCCUGCCCUGUGCGUCUCUUCCAUCUGGCUGUUCCUGAGUGCCGUCCUUUAACUGAGCAGAAUUGUAGCACGCCCAGCUGGUGUUGGAGGAUUGCUUGGUGGUGUGGGAAAAAAGCCACACACGUCGGAAUUGGUGUCAGAGUGAGGCCAGGAUUGAGGCCCCAGAGUAAAGCGGCAAAGCGUAAGGGAAGACGGUCACCUCUGGGUGCACGGUCGUCAGGAGGGAGCGUGUGCUGGGUCCUCCUGGGAAUCCAGGAGGGGACGUAACUGGGUCACAGGGUGGGUGCCGAGCCAGCACUCGUCGCCGCUGAAAACACACAGCAAAGGCUGUGCCCUGGGGCCGCACCAGAGCGCCGUCUUCACACAGCAUCGCUCUGAGGUUCAGUUCCUGGUCCCUCAGUGUGCGCUGUGUGGUUUGGACGUGCGGGCAGCGCUGGUGGGUUUCUGCCCUGUUGCUGAUCCAGCUGCUGCAAGUCCAGUGCGUCCCAAGUAAGGGAGCGGCGGUUCCUUCCCUGGGGCCUCCUCUCUCCUUGCACUUUCUUUGAAGCUCUGCCAGCCUGGAAUGCUGGUCCGCGCCGCACCCCUCUCCGCCUCUGUGGGUACCCGGCACUCGGGGCUGGUCCACGUCUCUCCCGCUUCGCAUCUGUAGGUCCAUCUGGGAGGCCUCCCCUGUGCCCAAGGCCUAAGGAAGGUGCCACAUGUCCUGUGCUUGGCUUUCGCGGAGGCAUUGAGCUCCCGGGUUACACCUGACUCACUGGAUUGUGGGCUCCACCUCCGGGUCUGGCCCCCAGUGGACACCCAGUGGAUGUGUGUUGGAUGGAUGAACAACACCUUUUUCUUUU
Messenger RNA from Ailuropoda melanoleuca (giant panda), 4202 nucleotides. It is a transcript of the gene TOR1A, whose product is annotated as torsin family 1 member A. NCBI's taxonomy places the organism in Eukaryota, Metazoa, Chordata, Mammalia, Carnivora, Ursidae. The record is from RefSeq and is a predicted model, not a curated record. Gene Ontology annotation, molecular function: kinesin binding; ATP hydrolysis activity; ATP binding. Bases 37 to 900 code for a protein of 287 amino acids. Gene Ontology annotation, cellular component: endoplasmic reticulum lumen; nuclear envelope; endoplasmic reticulum. Gene Ontology annotation, biological process: protein localization to nucleus; nuclear membrane organization. The transcript has 5 exons.